This is a messenger RNA of Phoenix dactylifera (date palm), 2810 nucleotides long. RefSeq names its product cytokinin dehydrogenase 3-like. Gene Ontology annotation, biological process: cytokinin metabolic process. The record is from RefSeq and is a predicted model, not a curated record. Gene Ontology annotation, molecular function: FAD binding; cytokinin dehydrogenase activity. Lineage: Eukaryota; Viridiplantae; Streptophyta; Magnoliopsida; Arecales; Arecaceae.
UGUGUCUGGGUUUGGGGUCCCAUAAGAUUCAAGCCAGAACCUGGAAUUCUCCAUCACCCACAAACCAUCUAUAAAUACAAAUACCCUAAUAGAAGGGUGGUGGAGUGAGAUCUAUCCUUUGCCUUUUUCCUUGACAAGAGAGAGUCCUGUUCUUGUCCUCUCCCCUACCAUUUUAUUGUGGGAUUGUUCCUUCCUCAUCUCUUCAUUUUUGCGGCCCUGAGAGGGGGGAGGGAGAGAUUUGGAUGUCUUUCGGACAAAUGAAAGCAUAUAAUUAAUGAGGGUUUACAGAUUUAAGGGAUCACAUGGAAGCCUUUUGGCAUGUGACAGCUCCUUUUGGGUUUUUGGUUCCACCCUUUAUCUCUUUUCCAUGAAGCCCAACUGAGUGCCUCUCACUUCCUUCUUCCUACCACCUAGAAUAUCUCAGUUUUAUUCCACCAUUUUCUUCCAGGGUUCUCUUCAUUCAUUUGCAUGGUCUCUUAUUCUCUCUCUUCUCCCUGUUCAUCCUCAUCUAUUUGUUGCUAGUCCUGCUGUCUUUCCUGGUCACAAAGAAGCAAUCCAUGGUUUGAAGCACCAAGUUCUAUUUUUCUCGUGAAGGAACAAAAAAUCAUAUAGAUCUAACUGAUUCUUUUUCUCUACUGUAUUUUUCUUCAUUAAAUUCCAAUGUGUUUGCUUGGUUGUUUACCGAUUUUCGUGUAAAGAGUUGAGUACAAGUUUUAUGGUGUUUUCUUCAUCAUCUUCCUAACGUACACUCUUUCAUAUUAUUUGGUAUACAAAAUCCCUUUGUCUCAACACAUUGCACCUCAUAAGUAUAUCACGACAUAAAAUAUCAUCUUCUUCUAUCCUUCUCAUGGAGUUUCCUCUGUUAUGCACGAGAGUGAAUGCCCUUAUUCUCCUUCUAACUCUUUGCUCUCCAUACAAGUUCAUUCAGAGCCCCAUGGACUUUGGGCCCUUAAACUUUCUUCAGACCACAAACACAGCAACCCUUGACUUUGGGAGGAUCCUCUUCAACUCCCCCUCAGCAGUCCUCAGGCCUCAAUCCCCCAGGGAUAUCUCUCUGCUCCUCAGCUUCCUCUCUGCUUCAUCGUUCAGCAAGGUCACAGUUGCAGCACGAGGAGCAGGUCACUCCAUCCAUGGCCAAGCCCAGGCCCCUGACGGCAUUGUUAUUGAGAUGGCCUUCCUUCCCUCCAACAUAGUAAUCCACGAGAAGGGGGAAGAGGAGGCUGGUUUCUCCUAUGCUGAUGUCAGUGGUGGGGCUCUUUGGAUUGAGCUGUUGGAGGAGAGCUUGAAGUAUGGGCUGGCGCCAAGGUCUUGGACUGAUUAUCUCCAUCUCAGCAUUGGUGGGACUCUAUCCAAUGGUGGUAUCAGUGGCCAGACUUUCAAAUAUGGCCCUCAAAUCAGCAAUGUCCUUCAACUAGAAGUGAUCACAGGAAAAGGAGAGGUGGUGACAUGCUCACCCAACAAAAGUUCAGAUCUUUUUUAUGCAGUCCUGGGUGGGCUAGGCCAGUUUGGCAUCAUAACAAGGGCCAGAAUCCUGCUUCAAGAGGCUCCACUCAAGGUGAGAUGGGUGAGAGCCUUUUAUGAGGACUUCAAUACCUUUAUCAGUGACCAAGAAUUGCUGGUCUCAAUGCCAGACUUGGUGGACUAUGUUGAGGGCUUCAUAGUUCUCAAUGAACAGUCCCUCCACAGCUCUUCCAUUGCCUUCCCUGCCCACCUAGACUUCAUCCAUAAGCUCCAGAGCAAAGGCAGCAGCUCUAAAGUCUACUACUGCAUUGAGUUUACUGUCCAUGAGUACCAAAUCAUGGGCACUGAUGUAGAACAAGUUGUGGAGGAGAUUUCAAGGCUGUUGAGCUACCUGCCCUCUCACUUCUACAGUGUGGAGGUCUCUUACUUUGAUUUCCUCAACAGAGUCAGGAUGGAGGAAAUGAGCCUUAGAGGGAGGGGCCUAUGGGAUGUUCCCCACCCUUGGCUUAACAUGUUUGUGCCCAAGUCUGGGAUCAAAGAGUUCAGGAACUUGCUGAUGGAGAAUAUUUCCCCUGAUGACUUUGAGGGUCCUCUCCUCAUUUAUCCACUCAUAAGAGACAAGUGGGACAUGAACAUGUCAGUGGUAUUGCCGGAGGCGGCCGGCGGGCAGGUGGUAUAUGUGGUGGGAGUGCUACGCUCGGCCAACCCGGCUAGCUGCUCUACCUAUUGCCUCCACGACCUCCUCCACCUCCACCGCCGUAUUGCUGAUGCCGCUUCUGGGCCUAGCAUAGGAGCCAAGCAGUACCUGGCCCACCAUACCUCCACAGCCCACUGGAAGGCCCACUUCGGCCCACACUGGGACCAGUUCAAGGCCCGCAAGGCGCGGUUCGACCCACUUAGCAUUCUGGCCCCAGGCCAUGGCAUCUUUCCAAGGCUCUAUGCCCCUUCACAUUGAUGUCCAUAUAUCUCCCCACAUACAAAAUAUAUGCCACUGUCAUUACAAGAACUACAUAUACUAUAUAUGGUUAGAGAAAGAGAGGGGUGAGAAGAGAAAGAUGGAAUCUGUUUUGGUGAUCCAGCUCUGUUCUUAAGUUUCUUCUAUGGGGAUUUGCUUUUUCUUAUUUCUUUCAUAUUAUGAAAGUUUUGGAGGGGAACCCAUGUAAGAUAUUUAGGAAUUUUGUACAGGGAAGGGAGUGGAUCACCAGAGGGAGAGGAGGAUUGGGGAGAGAUGGGUAUAUUAUUCUGUUUAUUGUAUGAAAAGAAAUUGUCUUACUUUUUCCCCCUUCAUUGAAUUAUUCAUGUCUUUCCCUUGAAUUUGGUGCUCUAGUUUGCCCCUUUCUGCAGUGUGC